Nicotiana attenuata is the source of this 800-nucleotide messenger RNA. Its product is annotated as 40S ribosomal protein S11. The coding region runs from base 99 to 578 and encodes 159 amino acids. Gene Ontology annotation, cellular component: cytosolic small ribosomal subunit; ribosome. The record is from RefSeq and is a predicted model, not a curated record. NCBI's taxonomy places the organism in Eukaryota, Viridiplantae, Streptophyta, Magnoliopsida, Solanales, Solanaceae. The transcript has 6 exons. Gene Ontology annotation, biological process: translation. Gene Ontology annotation, molecular function: structural constituent of ribosome.
AGUAGCUCACAAUUCAAUCCAAUCUCCGCCUAGGGUUUUUGCUGCCGAGCCACUCCCCUCGUUCUAGUUAAGCUUUCAGCUCUUUCAACUCCACAGCCAUGGCCGAACAGACGGAGAAGGCGUUCUUGAAGCAGCCAGGUGUUUUUCUUAGCUCGAAGAAGACAGGGAAGGGGAAGAGACCAGGGAAGGGAGGUAACCGCUACUUCAAGAGCAUUGGUCUAGGGUUCAAGACUCCUCGUGAGGCUACUGAAGGUACGUACAUUGACAAGAAAUGUCCAUUUACUGGAAAUGUUUCAAUCAGAGGUCGUAUCCUUGCUGGUACAUGCCAUAGUGCCAAGAUGAACAGAACCAUCAUUGUUCGUCGGAACUACCUGCAUUAUGUCAAGAAGUACCAGAGAUAUGAGAAGAGGCAUUCCAAUAUCCCAGCUCACAUAUCACCUUGCUUCCGUGUGAAAGAGGGAGAUCAUGUUAUCAUUGGACAGUGCAGGCCUUUGUCCAAGACUGUGAGGUUUAAUGUGUUAAAGGUGAUUCCAGCUGGUUCUGCUGGUGGUGGCAAGAAAGCAUUUACAGGAAUGUGAGCAGGUGUUUCUUGAGUUUGUUGUCACUUCUAGAGUAUGAAAGUAAUUAUGUUUAAGACUGAGAAGAGGAGUGACGUUAAGACUUCUCUACUAAAAGCUGUUUGCGUUUGCCUUUGAAGGCUUAAAUUUUGCAUGGAUACUUGCUACUUAUCAUUAGUACAAGGAGUUCAGAUUUCAGUUUAAUUGUUACCAUUCUUAUUUCAGAUCAAAUGUUCUUCCUGA